AUUCCCUCCUCACCAGCCGACACCCCCCCUACUCCAGAGGAACAACGCCUGCUCUUCUCCUCGAGGAGGCGGGAAGGACGGCGACGUCUGACAGCCCACCGGAGACGCGUGUCGCGGGCUGACGGGAGGAGGAGAAGCCAUUGGUGGGGAGGACGGGAGAGGAGAAGCUUUAAAAACGAGACGCCGGACAGCGGGCGGUCAUUGGAUCUGGAGGGGGGCGAGACUCCACAACACAACCGGGUUUAGAUGGACGGGGUUUCUGGUGGAGACGAGACGUGUCGAGGCUGGCUGUCCUACACAAUGAAAUGAAAUGCAUCGAAAGGUACAUGAGUUUCGGGAAGAAGACAGAGGGGAAUGAGAACAACGAUUUCAUUGGGCAUACUUUCCACUCCGCGCUGAAGAAAUAGAUGAUAAACGCCGGGGAAGACAAACUUUUCUGGGAAGCCUACAGAAUCUCCUACAUCCAGUCCUGCAUCCUGUUAUUCCACGAUCGCAUUGGUUUUCCAACAGUCCUUCGCUGAAUACGCUUUGUGAGCGCAAAUCGUCUCCAUUUGGAGACAUCAGCAGGAGAUAUUCCUGCAGGAGUAGGCGCUGCGGGAAAGGACGGGACUCAGUCCACUGGUGUACUACCUAUUCGGGCUAUUGCAAGAAGCUUCGGAAUAAACACCGGUGGGAAGGGACGUGAGCGUUGAAAGCUGAAAGACAUUCAACAAAAGCAGGGGAAGUCUUUCUGCAGCCUUUUCCGAAUACCAGGUUUGCCUAGGUCUUAAUUUAUUUUGCAAAAUAAGGGUGGUGAAGUUGUUAAUUCUGAAUGCUGCAAACCUUGUGAAAUAUCCGAUGUAUGAUAGACUAUUAUUCAAUUAUGGAUAAGAGCUGUUCUAAACGCCAUUUUUAAACAAAUAUCUGCCUAUCUUUGAUUAUAAUUGCAUCACAUGGCACAUCGAGUCAAACGAAAUCAAUACUGAUUGCCAAAAGAAUUGCGGCACUAACAAAGCUGACAUAACCCUUUAAUCCGGCAAAUGUCAUAUUCACGUGUAGUAGCUGUCAUUUUCCUAGUGUGUUGCCAAUAAUUGGGACGAAGCUCCAACAGUGGAGGUCUGAGUUUAAACUGAAGCAGACAAGUAGGCCAGUGGGUGAACCAACAGACUCAAGUGCGUCAAAACAGUGGGAGUAAAUGGAAUGCAUGGAUGGACCACCCAGGAAAUACAUUUUUGCAUUUAGACUAGUUUAGACUAGCUUGGCUGUGGUGCUGGCAAUCAUACCUUUAAAACCACAUCGUGUGGCCUAGUAUCCUGUGGAUCCCUACAUUGCCUUUGUACUCUUCGCCUUGCCCCCUCAAAUAUCCGGUUACACCUUUCCGCAAAGUGUGGAUCUUCGAUUCUAGCAAACAAACCAACCGAAUUGCAACAUGGCGUCCCCCCAACAUCAGCAACUGAUCCCCCACAACACAGAAGCUAGCUGUGACUCCAGCGGGGAAGGCAGCGUCUCCGUGAGGAUCAGCAGCAGUGGGAAACACAAGCAUGGAGCCGGGCCCCUAGGGGCCAUAGGAGGCGGCUUCAUAGGGGGGUCCAAGCACUGCAAGUACAGCAUCUCGUCCAGCUGCAGCUCGGGGGAAUCCGGGGCCAAGAGAGCCGCGGUCAAGAACUUCCGCUCCCACAGGAACAUUCCUCAGCUCUUCGAGAGGUCCGCCGGCCACUUCUGGGACCCCAAGUUCGACUCGUCCAUCCUGGAGGAGGCGUGCCGCGAGAGGUGCUUCCCCCAGACGCGCCGUCGCUUCCGCUACGUGCUCUUCUACCUGGCGGCGGCCAGCGUCCUCUGGGGACUGUACUUUGCCGUCAACCCUUCCCGCUGCGACCGGAAGGCCUUCCUCCUGCCCGCCGCGGCCUUCCUCCUAUUCUGCCUUCUCCUCUUCCUGUUGACCUUCACUCGGUUCUACGGCCGCUUCUACAACCAGGUGUCCCUGCUGCUCAUCCUGGCCACCUUCUCCCUCACGCUGGCUCCCCAGAUCCGCACGUCGGGCUUCCGGGACUUUGAGCCUUCGCCCGUGGAGUCAGACGAGGGAGACUUCAGCGGCAUGGGGGCUGAUUAUUAUAACGUCUCCCUCGGGAAGAACGCAACGCAGUGCUCGUCAGCCCCGUGCAUCUCGCCCGUGGGGACCUUCUCCCUGUGCAUGGAGGUGCUGCUGUUGCUGUACAGCGUUCUCCACAUCCGCCUCUACGCCUCGGUCCUGCUCGGGCUGCUCUACUCGCUCAUCUUCGAGGGUCUGGGGUGGCUGUACCUGACCGGAUUCACGGAGGACCCCGGCUCGGCCUCGCAGGCGGACUGGGACACGCUCCGCUGGCUGGGCCCGGCCAAGGCCCUCCUCCACCUGUGCGCCCACGCCAUCGGCAUCCACCUCUUCAUCAUGUCGGAGGUGCGCUCGCGGAGCACCUUCCUCAAGGUGGGCCAGGCCAUCAUGCACGGGAAGGACCUGGAGGUGGAGAAGGCGCUGAAGGAGCGCAUGAUCCACUCGGUGAUGCCUAGGAUCGUCGCCGACGACCUCAUGAAGCAAGGCGACGACGAGCUGGGCGACGGCUCGGUGAAGCGCUACUCCAGCAGCGGGGCCGCCGCCGCCAUCUCCAGCCCGAAGAGCAACAAGCGCAAGAAGACCUCCAUCCCCCGGGGGCACAUCAUCUUCAGGCCCUUCAACAUGAAGCGCAUGGAGCCCGUCAGCAUCCUCUUCGCCGACAUCGUGGGCUUCACCAAGAUGUCGGCCAACAAGUCGGCGCACGCGCUGGUGGGCCUCCUGAACGACCUGUUCGGACGCUUCGACCGGCUCUGCGAGCUGACGUGCUGCGAGAAGAUCAGCACGCUGGGCGACUGCUACUACUGCGUGGCGGGGUGCCCGGAGCCACGGCCGGAGCACGCCUACUGCUGCGUGGAGAUGGGCCUGGGCAUGAUCCAGGCCAUCGAGCAGUUCUGCCAGGAGAAGAAGGAGAUGGUCAACAUGCGCGUGGGCGUCCACACCGGCACCGUCCUGUGCGGGAUCCUGGGGAUGAAGCGCUUCAAGUUCGACGUGUGGUCCAACGACGUGAACCUCGCCAACCUGAUGGAGCAACUGGGCGUGGCCGGGAAGGUGCACCUGUCGGAGGCCACCGCCAACUUCCUGGACGACCGCUACCUGCGCGAGGACGGCCGGGUGGUGGAGCGGGUGGGGCAGAGUGUCGUGUCGGACCAGCUCAAAGGUGGGUGCUGCUCAAUCCUCAGCUUAACGGAAUAAUGGAAUAGAACGAAAUGAUAUGAUCUCAUGAGU
This is a messenger RNA of Gadus chalcogrammus (walleye pollock), 3292 nucleotides long. Its product is annotated as adenylate cyclase type 9-like. The record is from RefSeq and is a predicted model, not a curated record. Gene Ontology annotation, molecular function: adenylate cyclase activity. Gene Ontology annotation, biological process: intracellular signal transduction; cyclic nucleotide biosynthetic process; adenylate cyclase-activating G protein-coupled receptor signaling pathway. Lineage: Eukaryota; Metazoa; Chordata; Actinopteri; Gadiformes; Gadidae. The transcript is spliced from 2 exons. Bases 1409 to 3259 code for a protein of 616 amino acids.